Molecule: messenger RNA, 768 nt
Organism: Trichoderma virens Gv29-8
Lineage: Eukaryota; Fungi; Ascomycota; Sordariomycetes; Hypocreales; Hypocreaceae
Exons: 4
Coding region: 1-768 (255 amino acids)
Molecular function (GO): oxidoreductase activity
Source: RefSeq, a predicted model, not a curated record
AUGACCGCAGCGAUCUCGGCAUCUUUCUUUUUCCUCCAGCACGAUGAGAAGUGGGUUACGGAAAAGCCUUACCACGUCUUGUUCGAUCCUCCAGAAGGGCUGGAAAAGAGCAAUCUGAAUCUACAACAAGUGAAUAAUAUUACAGUGAAGGAUAUUCGGGAGCUCGACUCUCCACCCACCAUCGAGAAGAACGGCUUUACACUGAUCAAGAUUAACCCUGGACCCUUAAAGUCUGAAGAAUUCGACGACAACCAGAAGGUCGCAAAAUUCUUCCUCCCACAAGCCGCUGCAGCCGUGAAAGAAGCACUCGGUGCAUAUCGAAUCCAAUUCUUUGAUACCACAGUACGAAGCUAUGCUCACCUGCAACCCACCUCGAUCGCACACAUUGGUAUAAUGUUCAAGUUAAACCCACAUGAGGCGGUCGAACUGAGCAAAAGGAAAUACCAAUGGUUCAACAUAUGGAUCCCAUUAAAGGGCCCAGUACGCGAUUAUCCUCUCGCAUUACUUGACAUUAGCACAAUAGAUCGAGACGCAGACCUGGCGCAUCAAGACACAGUCAAAAGCGAUGUGGUGCACGAAACAUACCAAAUAUAUAGCAAUAGCAACCACCGUUGGUACUAUGCUAAAGACCAGAUGCCCGACGAGGCCUGGUUAUUUAUUCAGGCCACCUCAGGCGACAACCCUCCACCAGGCAAGAUAAAUGCCGCCCCUGGCCAUUCGUACUUAGCUCAUGCUGAUUACAAUAGGAGUUCCACAUACAUCAUUUGA